CCAUAGAAGUCACAGACUCUUCCUUGCCCUUUUCCUCCUGUAGACCAGAAGAAGUCCAAAGAUGGGAUCUUUGCCGCCCCCAAUGCCGGACCUCCCGGGAUCCGCCGGGAAGAUUGACACCGGCGAGCUCGGCCUCCUGUUCCAGGCGCAGCGCCGCAAUCUGGAGCACUUCUUCGACCACCUCGACCUCGCCCAGGCGGCGCACUUCGCCCAGACCCUCCUUGACGCCCCCGGCGCCAUAUUCUUUUCCGGCGUCGGCAAGUCCGGCAUCGUCGCCCACAAGCUCGCCCAGACCCUCGCCUCCCUCGGCUUCGCUCGCGCCUCCUUCCUCAACCCCGUCGACGCCCUCCACGGCGACCUCGGCGCAGUUUUCCCGGGCGACCUCCUGGUCCUGAUCUCCAAGUCCGGCGCCUCCGAGGAGCUCCUCACCCUCGUCCCUUGCGCCCGGUCCAAGGGGGCGCGCCUCCUUUCGCUCACCUCUGCGGCCGAUGGCUCCGGCAACCCCCUCUCCGCCCUCUGCGACGUCAAUGUGCACCUCCCCCUCCAGCGCGAGCUCUGCCCCUUCGGUCUCGCGCCGGUCACCUCGGCGGCGAUCCAGAUGGUGUUCGGGGACACCGUCGUCGCUGCCCUCAUGGCCGCGCGUCGGCUCACUAAAGAGCAGUACGCGGCCAACCACCCCGCCGGAAAGAUUGGGAAAAGCCUCAUCUUUAAGGUGAAGGAUGUAAUGAAGAAGAAUACUGAGAUUCCUUUGUGCAAGGAAGGAGACAUGAUAAUGGAUCAGUUGACAGAGUUGACAAGCAAAGGGUGUGGAUGUCUGCUCGUCGUCGAUGAGGAGUUUCAUCUAAUUGGAACCUUUACGGAUGGUGACCUCCGGCGCACGCUCAAGGCCAAUGGUGCCGACAUCUUCAAUCUCACAGUUGGUGAGAUGUGCAACAGAAAUCCAAGAACAAUCAGCCCGGACGCCAUGGCAGUCGAGGCAAUGCAGAAGAUGGAAUCACCCCCUUCUGCUGUGCAGUUCUUACCUGUCGUCAAUGACCGCAACAUCGUGAUUGGUAUCAUCACCUUGCAUGGACUGGUUUCAGCAGGCUUGUGAUCCAAAUUCAGCCUAUAUUUGUGUAUUCCUUUUUGCAUUCAAGGCUUGGCAUUCCAGCUUCUAUGUUGUUGAUGUAUCUCUCUCACUUCAUUCCUUUGCCCAAAAAUUAGCAAGGGGGCAUACAGGCGACUCAUUUGUUGAGGAACUCUAGCAUUGUUGGUGUAAUAUGAAUCUACAAAGGCAUUUUUAAGCAUACGAGUAAUUUGCACAUACUGUGCUAAUUAAACGAGUGUGCUUUGCUCAUGUUGUCUACCAUAAGUUAAUGUAACAUAUAGCAAAUAUUAGAUUCAUGAUAUUUAUGGUUUAUCA
Musa acuminata AAA Group (dessert banana) is the source of this 1402-nucleotide messenger RNA. Its product is annotated as probable arabinose 5-phosphate isomerase. Gene Ontology annotation, molecular function: isomerase activity; carbohydrate derivative binding. Gene Ontology annotation, biological process: carbohydrate metabolic process; carbohydrate derivative metabolic process. Bases 62 to 1093 code for a protein of 343 amino acids. The transcript has 3 exons. The record is from RefSeq and is a predicted model, not a curated record. Lineage: Eukaryota; Viridiplantae; Streptophyta; Magnoliopsida; Zingiberales; Musaceae.